AACAUUGUUUCCUGUUCUACAGAGCAGUUGAUUUCUGAAGCAAUUUCAUUUACGUCAAAAUCUUUCAGUUGGACAUUAUGCAUAGGAAAGAUGAGUGUCUCUCCAGCAAUUGGCAUUGAUCUUGGUACUACUCGCUGCUGUGUCGGUUAUUUGGCUAACAACAAAUACGAUGUUGAUAUUAUAGAAAAUCAACAUGGAGAUCGAACGACACCAUCGUAUGUCGCAUUCACAGACAAUGGCGAGGUUGUAGGGAAGCAGGCAAAGGACAAAGUAUAUCGCAACCCAGAAAAUGUAGUCUAUGAUUCAAAACGGUUAAUUGGAAGGCUCUUUGACGACCCAUACAUCCAGCAAAACCUCAAGGCGUGGACCUUCAACAUCAAUGCCGGACCAGACAGUAAACCUCUCAUACAAGUUAUCCAGGGCGAUUCCAUUGUGAGCUACUCACCACACCAAAUCAGCGCCAAAUUGCUGGCACAUAUGAAGAGCGUUGUGGAGAAUAGAAUAGGAGAAAAAAUAACGCGAGCCGUCGUCACAGUCCCCGCAUAUUUCAACUACCACCAGAGGAUUGCAACGAGGGAAGCCGGCAAAUUGGCGGGACUCGAAACGUGUAUAAUCAUGAACGAACCGACUGCCGCAGUUUUAGCGUACGUCCACAAGCACCACGUAAACGACUGCAAAAAUGUGCUCGUCUUUGAUCUUGGAGGUGGGACCUUCGAUGUGUCAAUUGUCAGCAUAAACGGCAAGGACAUAACUGUUAAGGCUACAUCUGGCAACACCUUUCUAGGGGGGCGAGAUUUCGACAACAAUUUGGCAGAGUACAUUAUGAAAAAAUUAAACGAACUAAAUCAAGUGGACGUAUCACAAAUUUCGACAUCAGUUCGACGAAUCAAUGCUCGUUGCGAAAAUAUUAAAACUGAAUUAUCGUUUGAAGAAUCCACACAGCUUGACCUGCACAACAUUUUAAUGAAUGGAACAGAGGUUGAUCUUGAAAUAACUCGCUCCGAGUUUGAGGCGAUUAACGACCACCUCUUCAAACUUUGUAUCCAAACGGUCGAGAACUGUCUCCGCCAAGCCAGCCUUUUCAAAGCAGAUGUAGAAAAAAUUCUUUUAGUAGGUGGAUCUACUAGGAUCCCAAAAUUAAGGAGCAUGCUAUCCGCUUACUUUGGUGACCAAGACAAGUUGUGCCACGGCAUAAACCCAGACGAAGCCGUCGCUUACGGUGCCGCUAUUCUAGCAGCGGGUGGUGAGAUCCAGUCCGUUCACAAUAUCAAGGAGAUUACUCCCCUUUCUCUUGGCAUCGACGUCGUUGGUAACAGGAUGAGUUUCAUAAUACAUCGUAACACUCCAAUCCCCGUAACCAAAACCAGAUCGUAUAUCACCGUUAGCGACGAGCAAACGGAAAUGGAAAUUAACGUAUACGAAGGUGAAAGGUCACUAGUGCAGUACAAUACAAAAAUUGGCACUUGCAUUAUAGAGUUACCACCGAAACCCCCAGGUUACCAGGUGGAAGUGACGUUCCAUAUUGACGUUAAUGGUAUCUUAGAGGUCGGUGCCUCCACAGAUGGCGGUGUUUAUACUAACCUGUCAAUGGAGUACGAGAAAGUCGCCGAGCAAAAAUCCAGCGACAUGCUGAAAGACGCGUUGGAAAAUAAACAGAGCGACGAAAGAAAGAGGGACGUAAUAUCUUGCCUAAUAAAACUGAAAGAGUACUGCAUUAAAAUGAAGGCGCUGUGCACGUACAAGCCUCACAUGUUUACCGACGAAGAGAAGCAUGCAAUAAUUGGGGCAUCUGAAGCUGUUACGGCAUGGGUCAACGACACUGUCAUCGAAGAUGGUACCGAUGAGGAGAAAAAUGCUAUUGUUUACAAGAAGAUGGAAAUUGAGGGAGUGUGCGAACCUAUUCUUCAAAAUUAUGGGUUUAACGUUGGUGACAUGGGCAUAUCAAAAUUUCAUAAAUUUUUAAUUGACCACGAUGCGAUAUUCUUGUAG
This is a messenger RNA of Photinus pyralis (common eastern firefly), 1989 nucleotides long. Its product is annotated as heat shock 70 kDa protein-like. Bases 91 to 1989 code for a protein of 632 amino acids. Gene Ontology annotation, biological process: protein refolding; cellular response to unfolded protein. NCBI's taxonomy places the organism in Eukaryota, Metazoa, Arthropoda, Insecta, Coleoptera, Lampyridae. Gene Ontology annotation, molecular function: misfolded protein binding; ATP hydrolysis activity; heat shock protein binding. The record is from RefSeq and is a predicted model, not a curated record. Gene Ontology annotation, cellular component: cytoplasm. The transcript is spliced from 3 exons.